GCUGUCACUUUUGUUGUGAAAAUAAUAUUAUAAACAUCGUAGUUUUUCUCGUUGGUUGCAGUUUUUUUCUACCACAAAAAAUUGUAAUUUUUCACCAGUGACCAGUGCACGCCUAGUACAAUGUUUUCGUUUUUCAAGAGCAAAAAACCUAGCCCGGAUCACACUCCGGUUGAGCACAUCCCAGGCCCCAUCCCUCCGGCGCCCAAAGAGGACGACUUCAUUUUCGUCGAACGCAAGGGGGGAUCGACUCCGUCGCCUUCUAACUCGGGCAGAGCCCUGAACGAUUCCUCACCUUCCCGGGGAGGUAGUCUGUAUCCAAACAUCCCCGUAGCAGGGGUUCCCGCUGCUGCACCGGUUCACCAGCGGCAGCAAAGCGAGGAAAAAGCUGGCCAUCACGUCCUGCACGGGGUACCGUUCAAGCUUUCACCGGAAUUGGCCAAGGACAGCAGCCACUGGGAGGUGACACAGUAUCAUGCGAAUGAAACUCUGUCGUUUAUCACCAAAUCGGCCGCCGUACGGGUGGAGUAUGAUUUUAGCCUGGAGCGGGGUGUUCUUUACGAUGGAUAAGACGGGUCUAGGAUAUGCUAUCAACCAAGGCGGAAUUGGGAGGCUCAAACUGAGAGGGUGGGGAGUGGAUAUUGCAUCAGCUUUAUUGUGCAAUUGCACUGGUAAGAUGUAAUUUAGGUAAUGCAAAUUUAUAUUUUUGGAAGAGAUUGGAGAGAGAAAUCGUUUAGGAAAGGAUUCUACAGCACGGAAGCUGACAGCGAUUGCGUACUGUGUUCGAACAACUAUAUAAAGCUUUAGCAGGCCAUAUUGUAUAUGAACGUGAUUAGUUAAGUUAUAACAAAUAAAAAAAUAGUGUAGCACUCGAAA
This is a messenger RNA of Aedes aegypti (yellow fever mosquito), 873 nucleotides long. RefSeq lists its product as uncharacterized. Lineage: Eukaryota; Metazoa; Arthropoda; Insecta; Diptera; Culicidae. The transcript has a single exon. The record is from RefSeq and is a predicted model, not a curated record. The coding region runs from base 121 to 567 and encodes 148 amino acids.